CUUCUCCUCGUCGUCGUCGUCGUCGUCGUCGCCCCGCUGCCCUUCUCCCCUCCGGCGUUGUCCGCGUCCGGCGUUGGCGCGGAGGAGGCUCCCCGGCCCCACCUGGCGCCAGCAGCCAUGAUGGAAGGCCUGGACGACGGCCCCGACUUCCUCUCCGAAGAGGACCGCGGACUGAGAGCAAUAAAUGUUGAUCUUCAGAGCGAUGCUGCCCUUCAGGUGGACAUUUCUGAUGCUCUUAGUGAGAGGGACAAAGUGAAAUUCACCGUUCACACGAAGAGUUCAUUACCAAAUUUUAAACAGAGUGAGUUUUCCGUUGUUCGACAACAUGAGGAGUUUAUUUGGCUUCAUGAUUCCUUUGUUGAAAAUGAAGACUAUGCAGGAUACAUCAUUCCACCAGCACCGCCACGGCCUGAUUUUGAUGCUUCAAGAGAAAAACUCCAGAAACUUGGGGAAGGAGAAGGGUCGAUGACUAAGGAAGAAUUUACAAAGAUGAAACAGGAACUUGAAGCAGAGUAUCUGGCAAUCUUCAAGAAGACAGUUGCAAUGCAUGAAGUGUUCUUGUGUCGGGUGGCAGCACAUCCUAUUUUGCGGAAAGAUUUAAACUUCCAUGUUUUCUUGGAAUAUAACCAGGAUUUGAGUGUUCGUGGGAAAAAUAAGAAAGAGAAGCUUGAAGAUUUCUUUAAAAGCAUGGUGAAGUCAGCUGAUGGUGUCAUUGUUUCUGGAGUAAAGGACGUAGAUGACUUCUUUGAGCAUGAGCGAACAUUCCUUUUAGAAUAUCACAACCGAGUUAAGGAUGCAUCUGCCAAAUCGGAUAGGAUGACAAGGUCACACAAAAGUGCUGCAGAUGAUUAUAAUAGAAUCGGUUCUUCAUUAUAUGCAUUAGGAACACAAGACUCUACCGAUAUAUGCAAAUUUUUUCUCAAAGUGUCCGAGUUGUUUGAUAAAACACGAAAGAUAGAAGCACGAGUGUCUGCUGAUGAGGAUCUCAAACUCUCUGACCUUCUAAAAUAUUACUUAAGGGAAUCUCAAGCUGCUAAGGAUCUCUUGUACAGAAGAUCGAGAUCACUUGUGGAUUAUGAAAAUGCUAAUAAAGCACUUGAUAAAGCCAGAGCCAAGAAUAAAGAUGUUCUUCAGGCAGAAACCUCACAGCAAAUGUUUUGUCAGAAAUUUGAAAAAAUAUCAGAAUCAGCAAAGCAAGAACUUAUAGACUUUAAAACUAGAAGAGUUGCUGCAUUCAGAAAAAAUUUAGUGGAAUUGGCAGAAUUGGAGCUGAAGCAUGCAAAGGGUAAUUUACAGCUGCUGCAAAGCUGCUUGGCAGUAUUAAAUGGAGACACAUAAACCAUCCUCCAACCUGCCAUUAACAAGGGCUGCCUUCCUUGGGAUUUUAGUUUUGUUGAUGACUAGGCAUUACAGCUCACUGGAAACAAAAAGAAUCAGCUGACAUCAUGCACAUAAACAUUCUCCUUUUCUUUUGUCUUCUGAAUAAAAGAAAAAAAAUGGAGUGACUUCACUUCCAAGUGAUUCCAGACUGUACGAAGCGACCGUGUACUCAAUUACAUGUAUUCACAUGUACGUUUAUUUAAUCGUUAAGCUUUCCUUGUUCAGAAACCAAACAUUGUUUUUUGUGUGAAAGUAGCCAAUAUGAAUAGUAUUACUUAUGGCUGCCAAUCUUAUUUACCUCUGUAAGUAAUUUUUGGAGUUACCCAUUUGAAAUACGUUGUUCAAAUGAACGAACUAAAUAUUGUCAUUAGCUGAGUAUUGUUACUAUCAAGCAAUGUAUAAAUCCUUAGUUUAUCCAUGUAUCGGUAAAGCAUCCUAAUCUGACAUUUUAAUUAAUGAACAUUUCUUAGACGUUUUGGAACAGACUUUAUGUAAUCUUUUUUCUGUAUGAUUCCUGAAGAGAAGCAAAUGCAUUAGUAUAUUUGCCUUAACUUGUAGACUAAUCCCAAUUAUUGUAAAAUAAACCGUGAUGACUGAUUUUUUUUUUUUAACGAUGUAGUCAUUCUAUCACGAGCUCUGUCAAAAGGAGGAGAAGUUCUGGAAUCUGCCUUUCCUUUGUUAUGUUCUUGUUUACCCUGCAGAACUCAGAUUUCAGGAGACUACACAGAGCACCAACCCGCUCACAGGACAAUAACCACACACCCUCAGGCCCAUAGCAGGUUCCAAGUGGGAUUUGAAUAGGGCAAGUUAGGUACGUAGUGCUAGAAAAAGGAAUCGCCGAUGAAAGUAGGAUUGCAGUGGCAUGAAUUUUACCCUGGACUCAUCCACCUAUGAGUCAGGUUUGGGACCCGAGCCCCCUGUCAGCUGGUGGGCAAGGGCCGUGCCAGAGGGAAGAGUCUUAUUGGUGAAGAGUUCAGUUGUUCUCUAGAGAGCUUGGGAACAAGAGUAAAGUUUCAUUAGUUGGCCUUCUCAGUGUGAAUGAACAUUUUUAGGACUUUACUAAUUUUGUGGUAGAUGUGGGUUCACUUUGGACCCUCUCCCUGUCUUUUCUAACUGCCUAUAUUUAUGAAGGCAGCAAUCCUUUUGUUGAGAAAACCUCUACAGGGUCAGCUGGUUUAUUUCCCCUGCAUUGUAGCAGGCGUGUUUACAUUUUCCUAAACCAUUCCUGAGCUCAGCUGCAGAUAUCUCCAGAUAUCCAGGAUCAUGACUUCUUUCAGCAACUGCAUUCUGUUGCCUGGCUGUUGUAAUUGUUAAAUGUUUUCUUGAGGUUUUUUAUCUCAUUAUUCUCUCUUGCCAUUUAAGCUGUUACUUUUCUGUUGCCUCUGGCUGAGAGUUGGUGUGUUUUUCUCCACUUCUACUUCUCUGGGGAUGCGCAGGAGUGAAACGUGCACUUAGGAUGAGCUUUGGACUGAGAACCAGAGCUGAGUUUAAUAUAGCUCUUCCUUCACUGUCUGCCUUUGUCGGGCUUGGCUAUGUUGCCUCUGCCUCAGUUUCUCCAGCUAUGGAAGAUGGACUCACCUACCUCACAGGGGUGUUGUGAGGAAUAACAAAUGUUUGUAAAGUGCUUUGAAAAUGUAAAGCGCUGUGUAAAUGCUAAAUAGUGAGUGUAGAAACUAAAAAUACAAAAUGCUGAA
Messenger RNA from Ornithorhynchus anatinus (platypus), 3074 nucleotides. RefSeq names its product sorting nexin 6 (gene SNX6). The transcript is spliced from 14 exons. The coding region runs from base 118 to 1338 and encodes 406 amino acids. Gene Ontology annotation, cellular component: endosome. NCBI's taxonomy places the organism in Eukaryota, Metazoa, Chordata, Mammalia, Monotremata, Ornithorhynchidae. The record is from RefSeq and is a predicted model, not a curated record. Gene Ontology annotation, molecular function: phosphatidylinositol binding; dynactin binding.